Thyridium curvatum is the source of this 513-nucleotide messenger RNA. RefSeq lists its product as uncharacterized. The transcript has a single exon. The coding region runs from base 1 to 513 and encodes 170 amino acids. The record is from RefSeq and is a predicted model, not a curated record. Lineage: Eukaryota; Fungi; Ascomycota; Sordariomycetes; Thyridiales; Thyridiaceae.
AUGGGCUUCGAUUGCGGGUUCGAUAUUUUUCCACGACUCGAGCUAAAUGUUGCGGAUAAACAGGCGUACGAGGAGUUCCUUCGGGAAGUCAUUGACACCUAUGGGGGUGUCCACGACAAGGAAGGGCGACGUGCGGAUGGCAAAGUCCUGGUUUUGCCUAGUGACACCGACGCACCUAACAAGGUGAACAUCUGGUUCAUGGUCGGAGAAUGCCCGCAUUUGCCCAGCACUCCUAAUCGAUGCAACUACUUCCUCCGUUUCAGCUCAAAGGUCAGCGGACGACUUACUACUCCAGCCGCCAAAUAUAUCAACGGCGUUCAUGAGAUCGCGAGGAAACACUUUGGCGAUAGGGUUCACUACUGGCACGAGAUGAAUGAGACCGGCGAUGAACGGCAGUGGGGCUAUUAUGACUGGCUGGAGGUGCAAAAAGCGGACAAGGAGCUCGAAGCACUAGGUCCAUAUACGAAGCACGAAGAUGAGCAAGGAUCUCAGCGCAAAGGAGACGACGGUUAG